Zonotrichia leucophrys gambelii is the source of this 918-nucleotide messenger RNA. It is a transcript of the gene FERD3L, whose product is annotated as Fer3 like bHLH transcription factor. NCBI's taxonomy places the organism in Eukaryota, Metazoa, Chordata, Aves, Passeriformes, Passerellidae. The coding region runs from base 352 to 918 and encodes 188 amino acids. Gene Ontology annotation, molecular function: RNA polymerase II transcription regulatory region sequence-specific DNA binding; DNA-binding transcription factor activity, RNA polymerase II-specific; protein dimerization activity. The record is from RefSeq and is a predicted model, not a curated record. Gene Ontology annotation, biological process: regulation of transcription by RNA polymerase II; developmental process. The transcript has a single exon.
CAAGCCCAGUGGAGACCAGGCUCUGCUCCUGGGGGCUUUAAGGAGGCUGAAAAUCGUUUUGUUGCGGGUGUGUAAGAAGAGACAAAAGUGCUCAGCAGGUAAGAGCGGAGGGUUUUGCCAAGAAGGAACUGUCCUUGAUCGCUGUGACAGGAUUGACUCGCUGGGGACUCCUCUCUCGGGAGCAUCCACGCGUCCCCGAGGGGAUUGCCUGUCUCCUCUCAUCAGCAUCACGGCGAGAAGUUUUACAGCCGCUCUUUCUAGUCCUGCUAAUCCUGUUAUCCGGGGGGUUAUAAAUAUUAACGUCGUUGGGGCUGGGGAUGGGGGACCCAAAUAAGCCCUCUCUGAAGUAAGAUGUCAGCCAGCCUUUUCCCAGCCCGCCAGCGCCCGGCGCUGCUGCAUGAGCUGCACGGCAGAGCCCCGCAAGCGCCCUGCCCGGAGGGGCUGCUGGGCACCUCGGUGCUGGAUUUCGUGGCCGACCUGUCCCUGGGCAGCCCCCAGGGAGCCCCCCGGGCUGGGGCGGGCCUGGGGCUCUGCGAGGUUACCACCGGGCCUCCCUUCGGGGACACAGUCCUGUCGCUUCGGGAAGGGAUGGCCCGAGGUUUGCCCCUGGCUGCUUUCGGAAAUGGGGAUCCCGAAUACGAAGAAGAAGAGGAAGAGGAAAGGAUGCCCAGCGCUUCCCUCCUGGACAGACCUAGGAGAAAACGGGUCAUCACCUACGCCCAGCGCCAGGCUGCCAACAUACGCGAGAGGAAGAGGAUGUUCAACCUCAACGAGGCUUUUGAUCAGCUCAGGAAGAAGGUGCCCACCUUCGCCUACGAGAAGAGGCUCUCUCGGAUAGAGACCUUGCGCCUGGCCAUAGUGUACAUCUCCUUCAUGACUGAGCUUCUGGACGGAUGCAGCAGGCAGGAGGCUAGCUAG